Molecule: messenger RNA, 2040 nt
Organism: Dinoponera quadriceps
Lineage: Eukaryota; Metazoa; Arthropoda; Insecta; Hymenoptera; Formicidae
Product: glutamyl aminopeptidase-like
Exons: 9
Coding region: 1-2040 (679 amino acids)
Biological process (GO): proteolysis; peptide catabolic process
Cellular component (GO): cytoplasm
Molecular function (GO): zinc ion binding; metalloaminopeptidase activity; peptide binding
Source: RefSeq, a predicted model, not a curated record
AUGUUGACACCGUACAUGGACACCUUCCACGGGGAGUCCAGUGUCCUCCUCCAGUUACUUACUCCUAUGCGUAACAUUGGUUUACACGCUUACAAGCUGCAAAUAGAGGACGAGUCGGUAAAGCUUGUUGCUCAUAAGGAUAACACAGUGAGAAAGCCGCAGGCAUAUAGUUAUUGCGAGAACAGGCAGAUUUUGGUUUUCAAAUUCGACGACAAGAUCAAACGCGGCGAAUAUACUCUAAGUAUGAAAUUUAACGGCUCUUUGCUCGGCAUCACAGGCUUUGUCGCAACCAAUCGUACAGACCACCAAGGGCAGACAAGGCAAUCGUACGUAACGCUGUUCGGAACGAAUGACGCUCGACGUGCGUUCCCAUGUUGGGACGGACCAGUGUGGAAGUCGAAGUUCAACAUUUCGGUCGUGCAUCCAAGGACACACCGAGCCUGGUCGAAUAUGCCGCUGAAGGAUCAGCGGAUGACAAAACUAGCGGAUAACAAAACAUUGACGAACUUUAAAACUACGCCAAAUUUACCUGCCCAAUCCUUAAUAAUCGCCGUUGUGGAUGUCGAACACGUCGAUAUACUGUACAAUGAUACUCUACACCCAACGUGGAAGAUCUACAUAUGGUGCACACAUGAGAAAAAAGACCAAGUAGAUGUAAUGAGCGUAGCUGUCCCAAGGAUUGUUAACUUUCUGACUAAGUACAUGGGUAUUGCUUGGAAAAAUUCAGGCAUCGACUUGAUUGCGUUUCCGAAUCUGCCGACUAAAUUCGUUGGAGGUUGGGGUCUCGUUAUUGUCAGAGAGGAGGAUGUCAUCGAUAAAGGAAACUUUAUCGGGUACAAAAUAGAAGUGCAGAGAACAGUAGCGUAUGCAAUCAUACAGCAAUUUAUCGCAACUUUCAGCGGUAGUACCACGUGGUUUGUUGAACGGCUUACGAAAGGGCUUGCGUUAUAUCUCAGUUAUUACAUCAUAGAAGAGAGCCAUCUAUACGACCAGAUGACAGAUCUUUAUGUAACGCAGAUCCAACAGCCUGCUCUGCAUAAUGACAUUAUUUUAAAUGUGUCGUAUAUUACAGACAAUUCUGAUCCGAUUUAUACAUCUCUCAUCAACAAUAAAGCAUCCGUUAGCAUGCACAUGUUGCAACAUAUUAUUCAAAAAGAGAAGUUUAAUCAAGGCAUUGCUAAAAUUUUAAAUUUUGAGCAUAUUUCACAAUAUCCUUAUCCAUCACGAAACAACAAUAGAUUUCGUGAAUGGUACACACCUAUAACGUACACCACGCAGCAAGAACUUAACUUUUCGAACACUUCGCCUAGAUUGUGGUUGGCAGAUGAAAUUAUAACAAUUAAUGUAACUAAUCCAAAACACUGGAUCAUAUUCAACAUACAACAAACCAGUGAUUACACAAGCGCUUCCUAUGAUUGGUGGCAGUUAUUCCAACGAGAAAUUGUUGUGGACCGUUACAAAUAUAACUUAGAGCACGUAAUGUACAAGUGGACAUCGCAAACAAACUAUCCUGUAUUGACUUUUGUGGAACAUGAGGAUGACUACAGCAGGCAUAUUUCACAAUAUCCUUAUCCAUCACGAAACAACAAUAGAUUUCGUGAAUGGUACACACCUAUAACGUACACCACGCAGCAAGAACUUAACUUUUCGAACACUUCGCCUAGAUUGUGGUUGGCAGAUGAAAUUAUAACAAUUAAUGUAACUAAUCCAAAACACUGGAUCAUAUUCAACAUACAACAAACCAACUUUUAUCGCGUCAAUUACAACACCGACUAUUGGUUUUACAUCACGCAUCAUCUAAACGAAAACGAUUAUAGAAAGAUCCACCGCUUGAAUCGUGCUCAACUCAUCGAUGAUGCGUAUCAUUUUAUGAUGAUGCAGGAAAUGCACUACACAGUCUUUCUCGAGCUUACCGGAUACAUGUGGAAAGAAAUGGACUAUGUACCGUGGCACUCUAUGGCGAACGUUUUGCACUAUAUGUCGCCCUUCUUCGAUUUCUUAGAGAGUGAAUAUUUCAAGAACGCACCCAGUAUUCCAUAG